CAAAUGAAGGUAGGCAAAGGCAAACUGUCAAAGUCAAUACGGUAAAAAAAAUUAAAUAAAUCAACAAAAACCAAAAAGAAAAAAAAUAAGUAUUGAAUUGGUUUUUAUCGACAAUUAAUACUUUAAAAUAUAGUAAUUUAAGAGUGCUAUCUUUUAUCGGUAGAUAUUUCAAUGAUGGCCUUAACAAGUCAAUAAUUUCCAAAGAUCAAACCUAAUUUAAAUCAUGAAGAUUUUACUUCGAACCAACCGAUUCUACUUAACUUUGCUAAACAAAACAUAUAGCACAGCACUGAAAUCUGUAACUACCGUGCAAGUAAACGGAAAGGAAUAUCGUGCGGACGAUUAUACAAACAUAACACCAAAAAUAACGUCGUACAUAAAUAGGAAUUUACAUUUGAAAAAAGACAAUCCUCUUUCCCUAGUUCGUCAACGUAUAGUUAAUUAUUUCUACGCCUCAUUUACUCAUGGAGGCAAUCCGGUAUUCAGUGUGUACGAUAAUUUGUCACCCAUAGUGAGUACAAGGCAGAACUUUGACGAUUUAUUGAUACCAGAAGACCAUCCUAGUAGAGCGAAAUCUGACUGUUACUACAUUAAUGCUUCUGUGCUUUUACGAGCGCACAUGACGGCGCAUCAGAGCGAGUUGCUCAGAUCAGGGUUGGAUAACUUUCUAAUGAUUGGAGAUGUGUACCGACGAGAUGAAAUUGACUCCACACAUUUUCCCGUGUUCCAUCAAGUUGAUGCUGUCAGACUCCAGCGCAAAGAGCACCUGUUUGUGAACCAUCCUGAUCUAAACAUAUUUGAACCAAACUAUGAUCCAACAAAUCCACACACAUUCACUAACUCAAUCUCAGACCCAUCCAAACAGAGCUGUCACACGUUAGAAGCAACAAAAUUGAUGGAGGGACAACUAAAAAACCAUCUCAUUGGCAUGGUGAAAGUAUUAUUUGGGGAGAAUAUUAAAUACAGAUGGGUUGAUGCAUACUUUCCGUUUACGCAUCCCUCAUGGGAAUUGGAAAUUUAUUAUGAAAACAAUUGGAUGGAGGUCCUAGGAUGUGGUAUCAUGAGGAAUGAGAUUCUUGCAAACGCUGGCCCAACGAAUAGUAUAGCGUAUGCUUUUGGAUUGGGUUUGGAAAGGCUUGCAAUGGCUUUGUACAAAAUCCCAGAUAUACGGUUAAUGUGGAGCACCGACGAUGGGUUUUUGAGCCAGUUUCAGGACAGGGAUGUAAAUGCUAGUAUUGAAUACAAGCCUGUCUCUAUAUACCCACACUGUACAAAUGAUUUGUCGUUUUGGUUGCCACCAACGUUGACAAUAGACACUUUUAUGAGUAAUGAUUUUUAUGAUCUAGUCAGAGAUAUUGGUGGAGAUGUCAUUGAACAGGUGAAACUCAAAGACAAGUUCAUCCAUCCAAAGUCGAAGAAGCACAGCCUGUGUUACAGCAUCGUGUACCGACAUCUGGAGCGAACGCUGACUCAAGCAGAAGUCAACAAAGUGCACGAAGACAUCGCCGCAGCGACUGUUAAAGCAUUUAAUGUUGCCAUUAGAUAGCUAAUGUACUUACUUAUAAAAUAUACCUAAUAUAGUUUCAACCCCUAUUUCAACCCCUUUCUAUCAAAAUAAUAAGAAUGUACAAAUGAAAUACAAAAAUUAGCAAAUACUCUACUUUUA
Molecule: messenger RNA, 1666 nt
Organism: Bicyclus anynana (squinting bush brown)
Lineage: Eukaryota; Metazoa; Arthropoda; Insecta; Lepidoptera; Nymphalidae
Gene: PheRS-m
Product: probable phenylalanine--tRNA ligase, mitochondrial
Exons: 3
Coding region: 224-1546 (440 amino acids)
Biological process (GO): phenylalanyl-tRNA aminoacylation
Cellular component (GO): mitochondrion; cytoplasm
Molecular function (GO): ATP binding; tRNA binding; phenylalanine-tRNA ligase activity
Source: RefSeq, a predicted model, not a curated record